Chelonia mydas (Green sea turtle) is the source of this 966-nucleotide messenger RNA. Its product is annotated as olfactory receptor 51G2-like. Gene Ontology annotation, molecular function: G protein-coupled receptor activity; olfactory receptor activity. Lineage: Eukaryota; Metazoa; Chordata; Testudines; Cheloniidae. The record is from RefSeq and is a predicted model, not a curated record. Gene Ontology annotation, cellular component: membrane. Gene Ontology annotation, biological process: G protein-coupled receptor signaling pathway. The transcript has a single exon. Bases 31 to 966 code for a protein of 311 amino acids.
CCAAAACUCUUGGGACCUGUCGUGUACAUUAUGUCAGCUGUCAAUGACACCAAACUCAACUCUGCAAUGUUCCUUCUCACCGGAAUACCUGGGCAGGAAGAGGUCCAUCUCUGGAUCUCUAUCCCCUUCUGCUUCAUUUAUGUUUUUUCAAUAUUGGGAAAUUCAACCAUUCUCUUCAUUAUAAAAACAGAUCCAAGCCUCCAUGAACCCAUGUACAUUUUCCUUUCCAUGUUGGCCGUCACAGAUCUUGGCUUAUCGAUAUCCACCAUACCGACAAUACUGGGUAUAUACUUGUUUAACUCUAGGGAGAUCAGCCUUGAUGCCUGUUUUGCCCAGCUGUUCUUCAUCCAUUCAUUUGCAAUGAUUGAAUCCUCCAUACUCUUGCUCAUGGCAUUUGACCGCUUUGUUGCGAUCUCUAACCCACUGAGAUAUGCUUCCAUCUUAACCCUGCCGAGAAUAUUCAAGAUGGGACUGGUAUGUGUGCUAAGAGGGGUGGCGGUAUCAUUCCCAUUCCCCUUUCUCCUGAAACGGUUCCAAUACUGUCGAGUCAAUGUCCUCUUCCAUUCCUACUGCCUGCAUCAGGAUGUCAUGAAGCUGGCUUGUUCGGAUAUCACAGUCAACUACAUCUAUGGAUUGUUUCUUACCAUUUCCACGGAUGGGUUAGAUUCACUGCUCAUCUUCCUCUCUUAUGUGAUGAUCCUCAAAACGGUGCUGAGUGUUGCAUCCCACACGGAGUGCUUCAGGGCCCUGAACACCUGCGUCUCCCACCUCUGUGCCAUCCUGCUCUUCUACACACCAGAUAUCGGCUUGGCUUUGACACACAGAUUGGGGAAGGGCUCUUUUCCCUUACUACAGAUUGUCCUGGGAUACAUCUACCUGCUUCUCCCGCCCCUGAUGAACCCAAUUGUGUACAGUGUGAAAAGCAAACACCUUCGUGGGAGGAUAAUCAGAGUGUUCGUCAAGUGA